This is a messenger RNA of Beta vulgaris subsp. vulgaris (sugar beet), 1980 nucleotides long. RefSeq lists its product as hypothetical. Gene Ontology annotation, molecular function: transmembrane transporter activity. The coding region runs from base 189 to 1730 and encodes 513 amino acids. The transcript is spliced from 3 exons. The record is from RefSeq and is a predicted model, not a curated record. Gene Ontology annotation, cellular component: membrane. Lineage: Eukaryota; Viridiplantae; Streptophyta; Magnoliopsida; Caryophyllales; Amaranthaceae. Gene Ontology annotation, biological process: transmembrane transport.
AGUUGAACUUCCGCAGGCAAAGUUCCACCUUAUGACGUCCUCUAUAUUUGACCAUUUGACAUGGAAGCAGAAAUGCAGAUUUAGUCAACCUCCUGCACUCACCUCCCUCACCGCCCUCCUCCCUGAUAAAAGAAACCCAAACACAAAACCAUAACAAUCAAUUAAAGGCAAAAAAGGGAAUAUAAAUUAUGACCACAAGAAUGAAAGCAGAAAGCCUAACAUUAGUGCUAGUAAAUUUAGCUGGAAUAAUGGAGAAAGCAGACGAGUCAAUUUUACCUGGAGUUUACAAAGAAGUUGGUGAAGCACUUCACGCUGAUCCCACUAAACUAGGCUCUCUUACUCUCCUUCGAUCCAUUGUUCAAUCCGCGUGUUAUCCACUUGCUGUUUAUCUCUCUGCUCGCCAUAAUCGGGCCCAUGUCAUUUCUCUUGGUGCUUUUCUCUGGGCUGCCGCCACUUUUCUCGUUGGGAGUUCGUCUACCUUCUUUCAGGUGGCAGUUUCAAGAGCUCUAAAUGGGAUAGGGCUUGCAAUUGUUGCUCCUGCUAUUCAGUCCCUUGUAGCUGACUCAACAGAUGACAGCAAUCGAGGAACAGCAUUUGGGUGGCUGCAGCUGACGGCCAAUCUUGGCUCAAUUGUGGGUGGGCUGUGUUCAGUUUUAAUUGCUCCAAUGACAAUAAUGGGGAUCCCAGGGUGGAGAAUAUCUUUCCAUAUUGUUGGAAUUAUCAGUGUGAUUGUGGGUAUUUUAGUCCGUUUAUAUGCCAAAGAUCCACAUUUUUCUGAUGAGAGUACUACAGUAGUGAGUACCAAUAAAUCAUUCUUGUCACAAGUCAAAGAAUUAGUAUACGAAGCAAAAUCAGUUGUAAAAAUACCAUCUUUCCAGAUUAUUGUGGCCCAGGGUGUCAUGGGUUCCUUCCCUUGGUCAGCUUUGUCAUUUGCAGCCAUGUGGUUGGAACUCACUGGUUUUUCUCACACAAAGACAGCAUUCCUUAUUGGGCUAUUUACUGUUGCUAGUUCACUUGGGGGCCUGUUUGGUGGUUGGCUAGGUGAUAAAUUUUCAAGGCGUUUACCAAAUGCAGGUAGGAUAAUACUAGCACAGAUAAGCUCUGGGUCAGCAAUCCCUCUAACGGGUCUGCUUCUGUUGGGUUUACCUGAUGACCCUUCUACUGCUAUGAUGCAUGGUUUACUCAUGUUCGUCACAGGGUUUUUCAUAUCCUGGAAUGCUCCUGCUACCAACAAUCCAAUUUUUGCAGAAAUCGUUCCUGAAAAAUCAAGAACAAGUAUCUAUGCAUUGGAUCGAUCAUUCGAGUCAAUACUUUCAUCCUUUGCGCCGCCUGUUGUUGGCAUAUUAGCUCAGCAUGUUUAUGGUUACAAGCCUGUUUCUAAAGGAUCCAGUAUCACAGAAGAAAUCGCAACAGAUCGAGCAAAUGCUGCAUCAUUAGCCAAAGCUCUUUAUGUUGCAAUUGCGAUUCCUAUAGCCUUGUGCUGCAUUAUCUACUCAUUCUUAUAUAGCACUUACCCGAGAGAUAAGGAGCGGGCCCAGAUGCAGGCAUUAGUAGAGGCUGAGAUGCAGCAACUGGAGGCUGACAACUUAUUUGAAGGGCAAUACUCUUUGGCCGAGAUAUCAAAAUCAGAAGAGCUGCUUUAUCCCGAGGAUGGAAACAUUGAGAUGGAUUACAAACUAGAAGAUGAUGACAAUGAUGAUGACAAGAUGUUGCUCCAUCAUCAAACAUAGGAGUAAGAUGAUGAUGUAUUCAUAUAGUUACAAGUAUUUGGGAGUUUAACAGAUAUUUAUAGAGCUAGUAGUCUAAGCAGAAUUUUUUACACGGAAGAUUUAAGGGAAAAUUCUCACGAAAUGUCAUGUGUACAUAAUAGGAUUUUGUACUUGUUCUGCUAUCAUUGUACAGAAUAGGAUUUGUAAUGGUAUUGAAGAAAUAGCGUUGUAUAAUGUCCUUUUUAAUGAAAUUAGUAAUGUCAUUAGAUCU